AAGAACAAAGGUCCAGUGGAUGUGGAAAGGCAAUGUGGUGUUGCGCUUCCUGGAGGCGGGUUCUGUGCGAGAUCCUUGACUUGUAAGACCCAUUCCAUGGGUGCCAAACGUGCUGUUCCAGGCCGUUCUGCGUCCUAUGACGUGCUAUUG
Messenger RNA from Williopsis jadinii, 150 nucleotides. Its product is annotated as SCA7 domain-containing protein. The record is from RefSeq and is a predicted model, not a curated record. Gene Ontology annotation, cellular component: SAGA complex. NCBI's taxonomy places the organism in Eukaryota, Fungi, Ascomycota, Saccharomycetes, Phaffomycetales, Wickerhamomycetaceae. The transcript has a single exon. Gene Ontology annotation, biological process: RITS complex assembly; regulation of transcription by RNA polymerase II; regulatory ncRNA-mediated heterochromatin formation. The annotation marks the transcript as partial.